Molecule: messenger RNA, 1147 nt
Organism: Fusarium oxysporum Fo47
Lineage: Eukaryota; Fungi; Ascomycota; Sordariomycetes; Hypocreales; Nectriaceae
Product: cupredoxin domain-containing protein
Exons: 2
Coding region: 446-1045 (199 amino acids)
Source: RefSeq, a predicted model, not a curated record
CUGCAUACUGAAGCUCUAGGGUAAGCCAUCAUCCCUGUGCUUCUGGUUGCCGGGGUUGCACAAGUAAACAGGGCUCUCGAUGGAACAAAUAACCGACCUCAACGCACAAACCAGUGAAUCUUUCGUGAUGGAGAGUCCCUGCAUCUCCUUGAUCUCCCCUUGGUCAAAACCCGAUCUUGGCGUCUCUGUUAGGCAAUCAGAAUACAGAGUAUCAGCUGGCCCAUGUCAGAAGUAACACGGAAAAAUUGCCUUGAUGUUAGGGGCUGCUGGGCAACAGGCGACUCUUGGCCUGACGUUGAAUCUUUUUUAUCAGGGUUGCUCGUAGCGGUCAACUUCUCAGAAACUGAUAAACUCCAACUUGCCUAUCGUGCUUAUUGAUCCUCAUCCGCUCGUACUCUUAACACCACGCAUAACGUAGUAUUACAGCACCACUCUACGACCGAGAAUGCCUUCGCUCAAGACGUUGUUCGCCUCAGCCAUUUUGGCUUACCUGGCCAGCGCCAAGACUAUUAAAAUCACAGCUACCAGCGACGACAAGUUCGACCCUGAGGAGGUUGAGGCUGAGAAGGGUGAUGUCCUCGAAUUCCACUUCGAGCCCAAGAACCACAGCGUCGUUGCUGGCGAUUACCGAUACCCUUGCUCUCCUCUCGAUAUGGGCACUGGCUUCUUCUCCGGUUUCUUUCCCACUGACAAUGGAUCUGCCGACAAGAUAUUCAAGGUCACCGUCAAUGACACUGACCCUACGCCUUUCUAUUCCUCCCAGGGCAAAGAAUGCGCCUCGGGUAUGGUCGGUAUCAUCAACGCCGACUCCAACAAGACUCUCUCCGACUACAAGAAGCGUGCAUCGGAGCUAAGCUCUGGAGUCAACCCUGGCAAGAAGCCAUUUGGUGGCGAGUUGGUGGACGCUGAUGACGCCGAUUCAGAUAGCGACAGCAGCUCCGGAAAGUCCAAGGAUGGUAAGAACGACGACAAUGCUGCUGGCGUCCUUGGUGCUCCUCUCGCUGGUCUGGUCGCUGUCGUUGGUCUUGCUGUUAUUAUGGCCUAGGCAGAGAAGUCGAUGGCAUGUUUGGAGAGAUGCGACAUGAUAUCCACGGAAUCGUCUGGGAACUGUGUUUAAAACAGCGGGAGUAAUUUGAAUAUAUUAUUU